GUUUUGUGCAUGCAUGUGAAACAGCUCAGCUGUCAAUGCCAAUGCAUGCACAUAGUCUCACUCUCUGAUUUCCUUCCCAGUAGCGAACUUUGAACAACAUGCCUUUGUGCGCGGAAAGAGGUGGGAAUGGAACAGACUCUGAAUGAGGACAAAAAGUGGGAUCAAGGAGAAUCCUGAUUUCCUACCUGUGUUAGAGGAAAAUAAUCAUUUUCAUCACUAAAGUGCCAGCAGAACCAGCAGCUCCUUCUGAAUGCACCUCUCGAGACAAUGUAUAGAAUCAGGAGGACGCAGAGCUUCGCUGCUUGUCCAGAGGCACCUUUUUUCCUUCUGCCUCCUCGGAACGCAUCAGUUCACAAAGGAGAGAAUGCAACUUUCUAUGUUAAGGUCAAGGGUCACCCAGAGCCCGAGCUGUGCUGGUAUAGAGAGGAGGAGGCUGUGCCUCAGGCAGGGCGAUUCCAUCUCGAGAGAGUUGGCCAAGGAGCCUACAUCUUCACCAUCACUGAGGUCACCGCUGCGGAUGCGGGGAGAUACCGCUGUGAAGUGAAGAACUGUGCUGGUUCCCAACAGAACACAGUCAGACUGGACUUAAAAGACCAAGCGAGCACGACAAGAAUGUUUCAAAGCAAGCUGAGACGGAUACAGAGCUGGGGAGAGAGCCAUCCCCGAUUCGUCACAAAGCCGUCCGGUCAGGCUGUGAGUGAGGGGGAAUGCGCCGUCUUCAGAGCCAGGGUCACUGGGAGACCCCCACCACAGGUUACAUGGCUAAAGGACUCUACCCUGCUGGGCACCUCCCCUCGUGUGCGGCUCUUCCAUUCAGCAGGCUUCUUCGUGCUGGAGGUGCUGGAGGUGCAGAGAGAAGAUGCAGGACUGUACACUUGUGAGCUAUCGAGCCCCACAGGCAGGGCCAGCACUACAGCACAGCUAAGAGUCUUAGAUCCUAGCACCUCAAGCACGAAUCCCAACAGUGUCCGGAAACAGAUCGUUUUGAAAAGUCCCACACACCCUGCAAGGGACCAACGGGACAGAAACUCUCUGGAUGAUAAUAAUGGUACCAUCUCAACAAAUACACAACACAAGGCAAAAGAGGACAAUGCUCAGCCAGAACCCCCGGUGUUCACUCAGCCUCUUGCAGACUGUACUGUGGACGAAGGAAGUGACAUCGCUCUUCAGGGUAUUAUCACAGGAACGCAACCCAUUCACAUUUCCUGGCUUCAUAAUGGUGAAACUGUCCAGUUUGGCAAACCCUUCUUCCAGGGAAAUGAGGCACGCCUGGUGGUGAAGGAAUGCCUGCCUGAAGAUGCUGGUGCCUACACCUGUGUGGCAGAGAACAGAGCGGGGAAAACAUCGAGCAGUGCGGCUGUGUGUGUGAGAGACUUUGAAAGUAUCUGCAUGGACCGAAGCAUGAAAAUAAAGUGUGCGGCCGUGAACGGCAGGUCAAAGGACAGCAGCCCGGUCUCGGCAGCAUUGCCCCAGGCCUCUGGGCGCAGCAGGGGAGAUAGGAGCCACAAGCACAGCAAAGACUUUGAAAACGUUGGCAUGGACAGAAGCAGAAAGAUACAGGCAUCUGCUGUAGACUGCAUCACAGAACAGAGAGGCAGGUCAAAGGCCUCAGCAGCACCGCCCCAGGCCCUCGAGAACAGCAGAGUGCGCAGUGGCGAGCCAGGCCUCUGCCUCAGGACAGGUUCUGUCACACCAAAGAGGAAACCAACUUCAAGUUCAGAUUCUCCUCUGCGGUUGCUGGACCUGCAGACUCAGGUGGAGGUAAGGGUCGGAGAGCAAGCAGAGCUGAGUUGUCGGUUUGACGCUAGACUCCCUGUCGCCGCCUGCUGGAUACAACAGAAAAAAAAGAUCAGCGAUGGCCCCCGCACACGGGUAGAGACGUCAGAGCGGAGGAGCAGGCUGCUGAUCAGGGACGUGCGGCCGGACGACUCUGGCCGUUACACACUGCUUGUGCGAGACCGCAGCGGCCACGCACAGCACCACAUUACACUCACAGUCAUUGAUCGCCCCCAGCCCCCCGCGGGCCAGCCCUACAUCUCUCAGGUGAGCUCGGGCUCCCUGACCCUGUCCUGGUCUGGCCCCUGCUACGACGGGGGUAGUGCGGUCACCCGCUACAGAGUGGAGGUGAGGAAGGAGGGUCCGGACGGCAAGGGGGACUGGACGGAGCUGACUGCCUCCUGUAGUAGCACUUCGUACCACGUGCGCACUGGCCUGGAGCCCCAUGCUGAGUACCGCUUCAGAGUGCGAGCCAGCAACAAGGUCGGAGAGAGUGAGCCCAGCCAGGAGUCGGACACCAUCAGGAUGGACAAUGUGGAAGGUAUAGAGGCUCAAUACAGCUGGAUCUCUAUCAACACCACUCAGAAGGUGACAGACCUGUAUGACCCACACUUGGAAAGGCUUGGCGUAGGGAAGUUCGGACAGGUCUUCAAGCUCCUGCACAAGGAGACUGGGAAGGUCAGUGCUGGGAAGUUCUACAAGGCACGCACCUCCAAGGAGAAGGCGAGCGCCCGGCGGGAGAUUGAGCUCAUGAACAGCCUCCACCACCCAAAACUAGUGCAGUGCCAGGCUGCUUUCGAGAACCGCAGCGACAUUGUCAUGGUGAUGGAGUACAUUGCUGGGGGGGAGCUGUUUGAACGGAUUGUGGAUGACAACUUUGAGCACACGGAACCCACCAGUGCAUGCUACAUGCGUCAGAUCCUGGAGGGGGUACAGUACAUGCACCACAGGAACAUCGUGCAUCUGGACCUAAAACCUGAGAACAUCGUCUGUGUCAACCGCACCGGAACACUCAUCAAAAUCAUAGAUUUCGGUCUGGCCAGCAAGCUGGACCCCAAGACCCCCCUGAAGGUGAUGCAUGGGACCCCUGAGUUUGUAGCUCCAGAGGUGAUUGCUUUUGAGCCAGUGGGUCUGGUCACAGACAUGUGGAGCAUUGGAGUGAUCUGUUACAUCCUUCUGAGUGGGGAGUCUCCAUUCCAGGGGAGCACUGAUUCCGAGACACUGGCACUCGUGACAGAGGCACAGUGGGAGUUUGAGGAGGAGAGCUUUGAGGCAAUCACAGAUCAGGCCAAAGAUUUCAUCAGCCACAUGUUGAAGAAGAACAUGAAACACAGACUGACCUGUGACCAGGCACUGGCUCACCCCUGGAUGGAGACCGUCAAGACCAUGGACCCACGAGCCACCAAGAGCCUGUCCAAGAUGAAGAUGAAGAAGUUCCUGGCUCGGCAGAAGUGGCAGAAAACAGGAAAGGCUGUGCUCGCUCUGAAGAGGAUGUCUCUACUCUCCAACAAACAAGAGGGUGCAACAUCACACUGCCCCCCUGUGGAGAAAGACGAGCUGCAGCUGAGCCUGGAGGAGGAGCGUGCCCUGCACUCUCUGGAGCAGCAGCUUCGCUCCGAGCCACGGUUCCUCACUCGUAUGCAAGACCUCAGCAAGCCCGAAGGCUCCAGCGUCUGUCUGCAGUGCCAUAUCCAAGGCUACCCUGAUCCAGAGGUGCUGUGGUUUCGGGGUGAGGAGCCAUUGAGAGAAUCCUCCACAAUAAAGAUGGAGUAUGAAGAGGACGGAAGUUGCUCUCUGCUCCUAUCCAACACCUCUCCAGAGGACACUGGGCUGUACUCCUGCAAGGCCACCAACAGCCAGGGGGAGGCAGUGUGCUCAGCUAGACUUACCAUCUCCCCCCUGAAAAGCACCAAAAACAGGUAUAGCCCCAACGAGCCCCAAAGAAGUACACGUCCAUAGUAUAUAAUAUUUAAUAUAAGCUCUUGAAUGCAUUUAUAAUUCAGCACAUGUCUGGUCUUGGGAAUUGGAAAUUCUGCAUGUUACUGAAAUCAGUAUAAAAAAAAUAUAUCCUGCCACUUAACCUGUAUGACACUAUAUGAUUGACGUAGUAGUAAUAGUAUGGUUUGGCUCUGGACAGUCAACAAUGUCAAAGUAGUGAAGGCAUUAAUCUUGUCCCUGUAGUUCUAUGUAUGCAUCCUCAGGACAGGUACAAUGUGGAAGAAGAAAAAAAAACUUAUUAACCAAACUGUAUGUGGUUUAGUUCCUUUUGCUAGCACCAAAUUCAAUACAGCAGCUAUUUAUAUAUUGAAUGAACAAUACUGUAUGUAAUGCGAUGCACAGAUUAAAGGCUUCCUUGACUUUCAUGAGCACUUAAUUUACCCCAAAGGUUUCUUCCCCGACCCAGUACUCUCCACACCUGCUUUACAUGCUCUGACCACUGAGCCACUCCAUUCCAUUGUCUAGCAAACUACUUUGCAGCACUGCAGUAUAACUAUUGAGUCACAGAAUUGUCUUGUGUCUGCCCAGCAGCUGACCCGAACAUCCCUUCACCUAAAAUUGCAAAACAAAUUAAAAUCCUCAUGCCCAUUUUUAUUAUAUUAGAAUGGCAAUAAUAACUCCUAGACACUCAUGUUAUCGGUGGUAUUUUCCUGUCUCUGGUGUCUGUUGGAGGACUGUGAAGGACCAAGUGCAAUGUGAUUUGUUGCUGCAAUGUGAUGGAAAGGUUGUAGAAACCACAUGUUUACUUAUUUUUAUUCAAUAAUCAAAUAUAUAAUUGUAUGGGGAAAAAAUGUAACAAAUGGUAUAAG
Molecule: messenger RNA, 4583 nt
Organism: Polyodon spathula (Mississippi paddlefish)
Lineage: Eukaryota; Metazoa; Chordata; Actinopteri; Acipenseriformes; Polyodontidae
Gene: mylk5
Product: myosin, light chain kinase 5
Biological process (GO): protein phosphorylation
Molecular function (GO): protein kinase activity; protein binding; ATP binding
Source: RefSeq, a predicted model, not a curated record